AUGGCCCUCAGACCGUAUUGCUCACAAGACCAUCAAUUUCUUGCUCAGAACGGUGAAGUUGAUGGGAGAGCUCUGAUCAUCGUCGAUGGAAUGGAUGAAAGACAUGCAAGGUUCUGGUCUAAAAAGUGUUUGGAAGAGAAGCAACUCGAUCAGGGUAUGCUCUGUGGUAUUCCUCUGUUUCCUGAGCAAGUUCUCCUCAACCUCCCGUGGGUGCAAGACCAUGUGUUUGAUCGAAACCUUAGAGAUGGGGAAGCGGUGAGAGAAUGGCUUUUCAGAUCAGUUGUUUCUCCUCCUCAACAAAAUCUAGGUCAAUAUCACAGCAUCUGGCAGUGGCCAUGGAGGUGGAACUGUUCUUGCUCUAAGUGA
Arabis nemorensis is the source of this 366-nucleotide messenger RNA. NCBI's taxonomy places the organism in Eukaryota, Viridiplantae, Streptophyta, Magnoliopsida, Brassicales, Brassicaceae. The record is from the annotation of a GenBank genome assembly.